CUUUGGCAGAAUUCUAAUAGUAGCCAUUAUUUUUGUAAAUUCAGGGAUCAAAAUGGGCAAAUUUGUUAUUAGAGGAGAAAAACGAAAUGAGGAAAAUGCCAAUGAAGGAACACAUUGCAAACAUCAAGAGUUGUAGCAUCAGCAGCGAAGGCUGAAAAUCCUUCCGCUUGUUUCCUGAAGCAGGUCAACGGUGGAUGUGUUGAAAAGGUGACUGACUGCGCAGAUGGUGCUACACGUCUGGCUUCCUGUGCAGUGGGAGACGGGUUAAAAGGUUGUCAGAGUCUUCCUCAAGGCUUUCGGCUGACGCGGACACGUGUUUCCCUCCUGUGAUCUUGCUGGAGCCGUGUGUGUUGUGCAGGGUGCGUCAGGAGGCAUUUGGAUCUAGAAAAUCUCUGAAUGAUGCAGGAGGUGUGGAGCAGCGCCGUGACCUGGCCUCCAGGGAAAGAGACCUCCUCCAGACAGACCUCUACCUGCUAUGGAUGCUGGUCUGGGAACUCCUGCCCAUGGAGACAGAAACGGCCCUCACUCUGGCUCCAGGGCCCCCACCCACGCCAGGAAUUACGCCAACACCAAAGGGUCAGGGGCUCAAACUCUGAGAGACUGCUGGGGUGUGUUUAUGAACGCUGUCUCCGAUGGUAAAGAUCAACGGCGGCUCUCGCCACAACGCUGUCCCGCUUUCCCGUGGCACGAGAGGCUCACCUUGAGAGUGAGAAUUCCUUCUCUGAUCAGCACACGACCAGCGAUGUCCGAGCUAAUGUUUGCCUGAAUGCAGCCUGUAUCGCCUUGGAGCACCUUUCUCUCUCUCUUUCUGGUUUAAGUUUCCAUUAGGGACUCGGCGAGACCCACAGCGUCAGAGCCCAUUCAAUCUAUUGUUAAUCGAGAGCGUCUACAAUCAAAGUGUGGAGUGUUUGGGUCAGAAGCCUCAGCCAUUGUGGCCUACCCCAGGGCAAGAGUGUGGCCCCCAGGGACGCAAGCUCACCAACCUCCUUUACGCCGCACCGCUAUGAGGUUUAGCCUGGGGACUCGAGUGCUUCAAAGAGCUAAUGACCAUCUCCAAAAAUAUUUGCUUGAUUGAGUGCGUGGUUGACUUGAAGUCUACCUUUUUUCUCAUAUCGAUCCACAGUACGAAGAUAUACCCCACUAUGGGAUGGACGGAGUAGGAAUCCCGAGCACGAUGUACGGGGACCCGCACGCUGCCAGAUCCAUGCAGGCUGUUCACCUGAAUCACGGGCCCCAGCUCCACUCCCACCAGUACCCGCACACAGCCCACACCAACGCCAUGCCGCCCAGCAUGGGCUCAUCCGUCAAUGACGCUCUAAAAAGAGAUAAAGACGCCAUUUACGGGCACCCUCUGUUCCCACUUCUAGCACUGAUUUUUGAGAAAUGUGAAUUAGCCACUUGCACACCUAGAGAGCCCGGUGUGGCUGGGGGCGAUGUGUGUUCAUCAGAGUCUUUCAAUGAAGAUAUAGCAGUGUUUGCAAAACAGAUUCGAGCAGAAAAGCCGCUAUUUUCAUCAAAUCCUGAGCUGGAUAAUUUGAUGAUACAAGCCAUUCAAGUUUUACGGUUUCAUCUUUUGGAGCUCGAAAAGGUACAUGAACUUUGUGACAAUUUCUGUCAUCGGUACAUCAGCUGUUUGAAGGGAAAGAUGCCCAUCGACUUGGUUAUAGACGACAGAGAAGGAGGAUCAAAAUCAGACAGUGAAGAAAUUACAAGAUCAUCGGGGCCCCUUGAUCAGACCUCAUGGAACAGAGACCAUGAUGAUACAGCUUCUACACGCUCCGGGGGCACACCGGGACCAUCCAGCGGAGGACACACAUCACACAGCGGUGACAACAGCAGCGAACAAGGUGACGGGCUGGACAACAGUGUGGCGUCACCCAGCACAGGAGAUGACGACGACCCCGACAAGGAGAAGAAGAGGAAUAAAAAACGGGGCAUCUUCCCUAAAGUGGCGACCAACAUUAUGAGGGCAUGGCUCUUCCAGCACUUGACGCACCCCUACCCUUCAGAAGAACAGAAAAAGCAACUGGCACAAGACACCGGACUCACUAUACUACAAGUGAACAACUGGUUCAUUAACGCAAGAAGAAGAAUAGUGCAGCCCAUGAUCGACCAGUCCAACCGAGCAGUAAGUCAAGGAGCUCCCUACAACCCAGAUGGUCAACCCAUGGGAGGCUUCGUGAUGGACGGCCAGCAGCACAUGGGAAUCAGACCACCUGGACUACAAGGCAUGCCAGGGGAUUACCUGUCACACAGUGGCCCGGUGGGUAUGGCUAUGGGGCAACCAGGCUACAGCGCCUCCCAGAUGCCCCACCACCCUGCUCAGUUGCGGCACGGCCCUCCCAUGCGUUCCUACAUCCCUGGACACCCCCACCACCCAGCGAUGUUAAUGCACGGAGGACCGCCACACCCUGCCAUGCCCAUGUCAGCCUCUAGCCCCCCUAUGUUCAAUCCAGGAGACCCUAACAUGGGAGGACAAUUCAUGGACAUCCAUGCCCAGUAAUUUACUAAAACGGAUUCUUUAAAUGACUGCGAUGGACAGAUGAGGAGCUGCGAUUGGUUUUUCUGGGGCUUGCGAAGCACCGAUUACAUACUGACUUGUUACAGAGACUGAGGAGCUUGCAUCUUGGCUAUAAAUUCGGACCAAGAAAGAAGCAGAUUUCUGUAUACUAUGGGACACUUUAAAAGGAGGUGCCCUUUGCUUAGACACAAAAAGAAAGAAAGAGAGAGAAAGAAAGAUUGAAUUUAUUACUAUAUCAGCCUCUAAAGGGGAGGGAUGAGGACAUACUGUAUACUGUUGUAAAAUUGCAUUGGACUUUCAUAAGAACUGGGAAAAAAGUAUUGUAAAUGCUAUCGUAUUGUUCUGCAUAUUAUGCUGUUUCUAAUAGAUUUUUUUUUAAAAAGGAUGUGAACUUUUUUUCUUUCCACACUAUGUGUGUGCCAUCUCCAUAGACUUUUGGCCUCCUCCAUAAAUCACUUUGCGUUUAAACAAGAAAAAAAUAUAUAUGUGAAUAAAUCAAUAAUUCAUUGAAUACAUGUUUGCCAGGCCAUUUUUUUUUUUUGUCUUGUGGGAGGGCGGAUUUUCCAAGACCCAUCAUGGCCUUAGGAAGAAACUGAGUGAUAUCUACCUGUCUGAGCCACAUCCUCCUGCCUUUCUGGAGGUCUCCAUUUUGCAUUCCCAAUUUGUACAUCAUAACUGAACUGGCCCAACAUCACCAUUGGAACCAAUGAAAAUUAUUUUCACUUAUCUUUACUGGAUGUGUGAGAGGCUGAAUGUGAAGAACAAGCAAGCGUAAAUGAUUUUGUGUGUGUGUGUGUGUGUGUGUGUGUGUGUGUCUGUGUAUAAAGCCAACCCAUCAAACUUUCAGAGUUUAAGUUAUAAAUGGGAUUUGGGAUUCAUAUAUGCUUUUGAUUAAGCAAACCUGUUUUUUGGGAUAUUGAUUUAACGUGUUGCUAUCACUUGUUUGAAUUUUGAAGAGUUUAUGUAUACAUUGUAAAUGAAUAAAUUUUGUGUAAAAAGAGGG
Molecule: messenger RNA, 3524 nt
Organism: Megalobrama amblycephala (Wuchang bream)
Lineage: Eukaryota; Metazoa; Chordata; Actinopteri; Cypriniformes; Xenocyprididae
Gene: meis1b
Product: Meis homeobox 1 b
Exons: 18
Coding region: 1148-2503 (451 amino acids)
Biological process (GO): angiogenesis; hemopoiesis; eye development
Molecular function (GO): DNA-binding transcription activator activity, RNA polymerase II-specific; RNA polymerase II cis-regulatory region sequence-specific DNA binding
Source: RefSeq, a predicted model, not a curated record